Messenger RNA from Sporisorium graminicola, 1323 nucleotides. RefSeq lists its product as uncharacterized. Bases 1 to 1323 code for a protein of 440 amino acids. The record is from RefSeq and is a predicted model, not a curated record. NCBI's taxonomy places the organism in Eukaryota, Fungi, Basidiomycota, Ustilaginomycetes, Ustilaginales, Ustilaginaceae. The transcript has 8 exons.
AUGAACGGCCUUGCUGUUGCUCUCCACCCUGGCUGCCUCCUACUUCUUUUGCUCUGGGUAGCAGCAGCCAAUGCCGAUGCCGAUGUGGAUGACUCGACUGAUAUUCUGGUAAUCUUCGGCCAGUCGACCAUGAACGACACUUCGCCUUAUCCUUACCACGAAUCCAUCUCUGCCUGGUACGAGACCCUUCUGAAAGUUGCUCUGCAGCGAAAAGCAUGGCCAGUGGACAGCUACGCGGACGAAACCGACUUUGCUCCUAUCUUCGAGCUGCUCGAGGACACCUAUCCGAACCAGACAGUCAACGAUCUCGGAGAUGACGAGUGGGCUGAGCCUUUCAUCUUCAAGGGCCAGGAGCUGAGCCACACCGCCGAUGAGCUGUCGUCUAACUCCUCGACCGAGGAUGCCAUCAACUAUUACAUGAGAGCCGCCAACGUCUUCCGGCUCGCUUACUUCCCUUGGGUGCACGAGAGCACUAGUCAAUCGAAGGCCAAGCUGCAUGCCUGGAAGCUGGACAAACGAGCCUUCAAGAACGCCACGAAUCUGAUGGACAAGUUCGAUCAUUCAAAGGCGACGGCAUCUCUUGCAGGUGAUGAGACGUUGGAGAUCCCGUUGCGUGUAUUCAGGACAGAGGGCUCCGAGGGUGCCCAGUCCGUUGUGGUCAUCAUCACUGGUCUCGACCACUACCACACCUACAUGCUCGAUCAGAUCUCUGCUCUGACCUCAUACGGCUACGCUGUGGUGACGGUAGCCAUGCCAGGCACCGCUGACUCGCCCAUCACCGGCAACCAUACGUUGGCUGAGCAAGACUAUUGGACCAGCAUCGUCGAUUGGCUCUCAUACAACCCGGAACUCUUCGACAUGGGCUGCAUCAGCUUCUGGGGCAUCUCUACGGGCUCCUACUGGGCGGUGCGGGUCUCGCGGGUCGAAAAGGACCGCGUAAAAACGGUGGUGAGUCAGGGCACAGCGAGCCACUAUGCUUUCACGAGAGCCUGGCUCGAAGCAGCGGAGAACCUCGCCUACCCUGUCAGUCUGCAGCGGGCCUUGGGACAAGCCUUUGGCUACGCCGACCCAGAGUCGUUCAAAGAAGAUGUGGAGAAGUUCUCGCUCCUCCGUCAAGGCAUCCUCGAUCAGAAUGCAACGCGCUUGAUCGGAGUCAACGGCGAGAAGGACACCAUCUUCCCCAUCGACGACCAGCGCAUCCUGGCAGAGCAUGGACCGGGAGCCUUGCUGCGUUGGUUCCCAGGCAUGGGCCACAACGGCGAACCGCUCAGCAGCGCCUGGCUGUUCGACUUCUGGCGACAGAUAAGCGCCUGUAACUCUUGA